AAAAUAUUUGGGGGUGUUUUUAUUGAAGUGGUAGCAAACCAAGAGCUGGAACUCGCUUGCUCAGGGCAGUUUUGCAGCGCUGUCUAAAGGUGCAUCCCCGGAUCGUUGCACGCAGAGGGACUUGCACUGUUCCUGACUGCUGGUGCCACCAUUAACGCGAGCCAAAGCGCAUGGCCUGCAGCCGGGAUCGCUGCAGCGACCAUGAAACGGGUUCUUCGGUAAUGACGGGACACGGUGAGAUACCGACCGUGAUCGCCCUCUGAAUCCACGCGCUCCCAGCGGUUCACUGGGAUCAUUAGAACGCGGUUAAUUGCCUGAAGAUGGGAUUGCAGGUCUUGGGGCAGCCGGAACAGGGAGGGAGACCCCACAAACAGGACCUCGCUGGGGAGGACCGGGGAGGCCGGAGAGAAAGGGUGCAGGGGCGGGCAGGUCGCACCCCAGCCGUGUUUUUAGGAAGCCCCUGACAGGAACGCCGUCUCGUCCGCGGUGCCCCCGGCCGCCAUCACGGGCCGCGCCGGUUGCCGUGGCGACGGGGCCGCCCCGGCGGAAGUGACACAGCGGGGAAGGGCCGGAAGUGGCGGACGGGGCGGCGAUGGCGGAGGUGGAGGCGGCGGUGAGCGGGGCCGGCGGCAGCCCCGAGCCCGGCGGCGGCGGCGGCGGCAGCGGGUGGCGGCGGCCCCAUGGUCCGCUCCAGCGCUACUACGGGCCGCCCGCGGCCGAGGCGGCCGAGGCGGCCCCGGACCCCGCCGACAUCAACGGGCCCCACUUCGACCCGGAAGUUUUCCUGACCAAGGUGCGCAGUGAGUGUCCCCUGGGGCAGUUGUUGGCCCGUGAGGCUGCGCUGGGGCGGGAGAUCCGUGCCCUCGACAGCGACAUGCAGACGCUGCUCUACGAGAACUACAACAAGUUCAUUUCGGCCACCGACACCAUCCGAAAGAUGAAGGUCGAUUUCCGGCGCAUGGAGGCAGAGAUGGAUGAUUUGGCUGCCAACAUGGCCGCCAUCAGCACCUCCAGCGCCCGCGUCAGCGCCGCGCUGCAGGACCGGCACCGCCGCGGCGCCCAGCUCGCCGGGGUGCAGGCGCUGCUGCGGAAGCUGCAGUCGCUGGUGGAGGUGCCGGGGCGGCUGCGGCGCUGGGCGGCCCCGGGUGCGGAGCCUGCACGGGCCCUGCGCUGCCACGCCCGCGCCCGCGCCGUGCUCCGCCACUACCGUCACCUGCCCUCCUUCCGCGCCAUCGAGGACGAGAGCCACGCCAUCAUGGCCGACCUGGCCCAGCGCCUCCGCGCACGCCUCCGGGACGACACCUUGGACCCCAAGGAGCUCACCGAGUGCGUGGAGAUGCUGUUGCAGCUGGAAGAGCCGCCUGAGGAGCUGUGUGAGGAAUUCCUGAGCCACGCCAGCGCCCGCCUCGAGGCCGAGCUGGCAGCGCUGGAGGCCGAGCUGCCCCCGGCCGCCCCCUCCGGCACCGCCGCCACGCCGCCCCCCGCCUCCGACAUCCUCGACUUCGUCGACCGCGGCAGCUCGGCCUUCGUGGGCAACCUGUGCCUGCUCGCCGCCUCGUACCGCAGCCUCUUCGAGGGGCGCCCGGGGGCGGGGGGCGGCCGCCUGGAAGCCUUCGCCGCCGCCCUCACCGCCCGCUACUUCGAGCUGUUGGAGCGGCGGCUGGCGCUGGAGCGGGGCCUGGGUGACACCUCGCUGCUGGUGCGGGCGCUCGACCGCUUCCACCGCCGCCUCCGCGCCCUCCUCGAGCUGCUGCCCGCGGCCGGGGCCGAGGCGGGCGCGGCGCUGGUGGCCCGGGCUGCGCGCGAGCGGGUGGACCGCUACCUGCGGGCGCUCCAGACCUUCUUCCUGGGGUGCCUGGGCGACGUGCGCCAGGCGCUGGCCGCCCCCCGGCCCCCCGGCAAGGAGGGUCCCGGCCUGCCCGACCUCCUGGCCACGCUCGCCGCCUCCAUCCUCGGGCAGCUCAAGGCCGUCCUGGCCUACGUGCAGCUCUUCACCGCCAAGGACGUCGCCUUCGCCAGCCUGCCCUACUUCAAGGGGGAGUUCUGCGUGGAGGCGGUGCGCGAAGGGCUGGUGGUGGCCUUUGUGCGCUGGCUCUGCCGCACUGCCCGGGGCUUCGCCGAUGGCCCAGCGGAGCGGGGGGCCCCCGCAGCACCCCCGGCCCUCCUGCUGCUCCUUGCACGGCUCUGCCUUGACUAUGAGGCCACCACUGUCAGCUACAUCCUCACUCUCACCGAUGAGCAGUUUCCCCCCCAAGACACGGGCCCGGCGGUGACACCGGGACCGGCGCUGUGCGCGGAGGCGCGGGGGGCGGCGCAGCGGCUGCUCGACCACUACGUGCAGGUCCAGGGCGCCGCGGUGGCGCAGAUGCUUCGGAAGAGCGUCGAGACACGAGACUGGCUGGGCACCGUCGAGCCCCGCAACGUUCGGGCCGUCAUGAAGCGCGUGGUCGAGGACAUCACCGCCAUCGACGUCCAGGUGGGGCAGCUCUUCGAGGAGGGGGUGCGGCGGGCACAGAGCAGCGACUCGAGCCGGCGCGCCUUCUCCGUGUACAGCAGCUCGCGGGCCCCCGGGCGCUACGCCCCCAGCUACACCCCCAGUGCCCCCAUGGAUACCCACCUGCUCAGCAACAUCCAGAAGCUUUUCUCCGAACGCAUUGACAUCUUCAGCCCCGUUGAGUUCAACAAGGUGUCGGUGCUGACGGGGAUCAUCAAGAUCAGCCUAAAGACGCUGCUGGAAUGCGUGCGGCUGCGGACCCUGGGGCGCUUCGGGCUGCAGCAGGUGCAGGUGGACGGCCACUACCUGCAGCUCUACCUCUGGCGCUUCGCCGCCGACGAGCGGGUGGUGCAGGGGCUGCUGGACGAGGUGGCCGCCAGCGCCGCCCACCGCUGCCUCGACCCCGUCCCCAUGGAGCACAGCGUCGUGGAGCUCAUCUGCGAGCGCGGGUAGGACGUGGGGACACGGCGGGGGGCAGGGGUUGAUGGACAGGACCUGGUGUCACAGAGCAGGGGGACGCGGGACGUGUCUGAGGUCCUGUUAAACAUCUGGGGCCCGACGUGUACCCCGUGAGUCCCCACACAUACAUGGGGACACUCCAUGCAUCCUCCUCCCCCCCACAGCAACACACAAGGACGUCCCAUGUCCCCACACACAUCAACAUUCAGGGACCUCCCCUGUCUCCACGCUGGGUCACCCCAUGUCAUCAACCCCCACAGCCCUGGUAACACCCCACAUUGUUUCCCCCCACCCCAGUGCCAACCUUAACACGUGCUGAGACCCCACGUUGUCCCUACGGCCCCAGUGACACAUCAUGUCGUUCCCCCCACCUUGGUGACAUCCCCUCGUGCUUGGGAACACCCUGGGCACAGCCCCUUUGUCACCCUUGGGACAAUAAAUAAAAUAUGUAUGAGCUGUG
Messenger RNA from Tyto alba (common barn owl), 3413 nucleotides. RefSeq names its product VPS51 subunit of GARP complex (gene VPS51). The record is from RefSeq and is a predicted model, not a curated record. The coding region runs from base 593 to 2947 and encodes 784 amino acids. Gene Ontology annotation, cellular component: EARP complex; membrane; GARP complex. The transcript has 10 exons. Gene Ontology annotation, biological process: lysosomal transport; Golgi vesicle transport; endocytic recycling. NCBI's taxonomy places the organism in Eukaryota, Metazoa, Chordata, Aves, Strigiformes, Tytonidae.